AUGCCGCACGUGUCCCGAUCUCGGGUCUUCGCGUGGGCGCCGUGGGACUGGGCGCCAGCGGCCGCGGCGGAUCGGGUCUUCGCAUGGGCGGCGUGGGCGCCGUGGGGCUGGGCGCCAGCGGCCGCGGCGGAUCGGGUGGGCGGCGUGGGCACCGUGGGGCUGGGCGCCAGCGGCCGGGUCGGAUCGGGUCUUCGCGUGGGCGGCGUGGGGCUGGGCGCCAGCGGCCGCGGCGUGGGCGGUGUGGGGCUGGGCGCCAGCGGCUGCGUCUCCGCCGCUGCCGCGGGGGAGUCCGCGCUGCGCGCCGUCGCCGUCUCCCACAUGCCCUGCGGCCACUGCCGCCAGUUCCUCCAGGAGAUCCGCACCGCGGCGGGCAUCCAGCCAUGCCGAGCAAAAUUCGGUGGACAUCGGCCUCAGCGACGGCAGCUACGCGAGGGGUGCCGUGCCGAGCGGCGCAUCCACUGGUCACGUACUGCUGUUGCUCCACUCCAACGAUUGAAAAUCUUGCUUCAGGUCACGUGCUGCUGUUGCUCGACUCGAACGAUUGAGAAUCUUGCUUCAGAUCCAUCUUCACUCUUCGAGUCACUUAGCAUAGGCAUGAAUGCUGCAAGAAGAACAACAACCUUGUUUGCUAGGAACCCUGCGGUGCCAACAAAGAGCUCCGUCGGUGUGAGUUCAAAGCUGUCACCUCCAGCACAAUACUUCAGUGCAACUGCGCCUGCAACCAGUACUAGUGAUAGUAUCAACCAUGGCCUCCUUACACCACUGAAACCUGUUACCGAGGGCUGUGCACUGCCAGCUUCUGAAGGUGAAGUGAUCACAGGCAAACCAUCAACUGAUCUUUGGAGCAGCAACAGAUAGAGGAACCCACCAAUGCCACCUAUCAGGAACGAAUAGGCGGCGCUAUCAUUGGAAGCCAAGGUGAAGGCGGAGAAGCCAGUGAUCACUAUAGAUGCAUCAUAGAGCAGCAGAGAUUGUUUGAGGUCAGCAUACUCUCUCAACCCAUCCUCUCUUAGUUCCUUAACGCUUGAAGCUUUGCUUUCUGAGGAUAACAACCCUUCUUGAAGAUUGGAAAGGCCGACUCCUGAGAGGUCAGUGACAGCCACAGGCCUUGCUUCAGCUACUGAAGCUCCAUCAUCUCCAAGAAGCUCAUUUAUUUUCUCAAAAGUGUACUGCAAACCAUUGAACUUCUGUUCAGGAGUUCCAUUAAUUUCUUUAGGUGGAUCAACCGGUCCAUGUAUUA
Molecule: messenger RNA, 1240 nt
Organism: Sorghum bicolor (sorghum)
Lineage: Eukaryota; Viridiplantae; Streptophyta; Magnoliopsida; Poales; Poaceae
Exons: 6
Coding region: 1-858 (285 amino acids)
Molecular function (GO): catalytic activity
Source: RefSeq, a predicted model, not a curated record